Molecule: messenger RNA, 375 nt
Organism: Rotaria sordida
Lineage: Eukaryota; Metazoa; Rotifera; Eurotatoria; Philodinida; Philodinidae
Source: the annotation of a GenBank genome assembly
AUGAAUGGUCAAGUAACUAUUGAAGUUAUUGGAGAGAAUAAUUUAUCUAAUAAAAUCAAUGUCAAUUUAAAUAGUUCGAAAAUGACAUUAGCAACAAUUCUCGCAGACUAUGGAAUUGUCGAAGCAGCAUGUCAAGAAAAAUUAUCAUGUUGUACAUGUGUGGGUGGAAUAGAAACAAUACCAAACGGUGUUCUUUCUCAACCAACAGAAGAUGAAUUAGAUAUAACAGAUACAGUUAUAAAAAGCUUCUCUGUAGAAGGAACACAAGUUAGGGCAGGAUGUCAAAUUAUUUUACAACCUGGAGUACACUACAAGUUUACAUCAUUAAACAACUUGUCUAAACUCAAAACGCAAGUUUCGAACUUUCAAUCAUAA